CGGCCGCGCUGAGUCCCCGACCUCCGGGAGCGCGCUGGGCCGUGGCGGCCCGCUCCGCGGCCGCCUAGCCGACAUGUCGGCGGCCAAGGAAAACCCGUGCAGAAAAUUUCAGGCCAACAUCUUCAACAAGAGCAAGUGUCAGAACUGCUUCAAGCCCCGCGAGUCGCAUCUGCUCAACGACGAGGACCUGACGCAGGCAAAACCCAUUUACGGUGGCUGGCUGCUCCUGGCUCCAGAAGGCACCGACUUUGACAACCCAGUGCACCGGUCACGGAAAUGGCAGCGACGAUUCUUCAUUCUUUAUGAGCAUGGCCUCCUGCGAUAUGCCCUGGAUGAGAUGCCCACCACCCUCCCUCAGGGCACCAUCAACAUGAACCAGUGCACAGAUGUGGUGGAUGGGGAGGCCCGCACAGGGCAGAAGUUCUCCCUCUGCAUCCUGACACCUGACAAGGAACAUUUUAUCAGGGCAGAAACCAAGGAGAUCAUCAGUGGGUGGUUAGAGAUGCUCAUGGUGUAUCCUCGAACCAACAAGCAGAACCAGAAGAAGAAGAGGAAGGUAGAACCACCUACCCCACAGGAACCUGGGCCUGCUAAAAUGGCCGUUACUAGCAGUAGUGGCGGCAGCGGUGGUAGCAGCAGCAGCAGCAUUCCAAGUGCCGAGAAAGUCCCCACCACCAAAUCCACGCUCUGGCAGGAAGAAAUGCGAGCCAAAGACCAACCUGAUGGGACCAGCCUGAGUCCAGCUCAGAGUCCCAGCCAAAGCCAGCCUCCUGCUGCUUGCACGCCACGGGAAACAGGGCUAGAAAGCAAAGAAGAUGAAAGCACCAUAAGUGGGGACCGUGUGGAUGGUGGUCGGAAAGUACGGGUAGAGAGCGGCUACUUCUCCCUGGAGAAGGCCAAACAGGACCUGAGGGCUGAGGAGCAGCUGCCCCCACUACUCUCCCCACCCAGCCCCAGCACCCCACACAGCAGGUAUGGUUGUCCUGGAUCGCCUUCACAGGAACUCAGCCACUCCCUUCACUCCCCAGGUCUUCCAGCCCCAAGCCGCAUGGUCUACAGCAUCUGCCCUGACAGCCUGGGUGAGGCCAGCAGGCCACCCAACCACAUGGACUCCAGCAGUGCUGGGGGGUGGGGAACAGAGAUACUGGGGAGCACCUUUGCCUUUAAAGCCAGCAGGCAGUAUGCCGCCCUGGCCGACAUCCCUAAGGCCAUCCGGAUCAGCCAUCGAGAAGCCUUCCAGGUGGAGAGAAGGCGGUUGGAGCAUAGGACUCGGGCCCGGAGCCCUGGCAGGGAAGAGGUGGCCCGUCUGUUUGGCAACGAACGGAGGAGGUCCCAGGUAAUUGAGAAAUUUGAGGCCUUGGACAUUGAAAAAGCAGAGCACAUGGAAACCAACAUGCUGAUUCUGACCACUCCAUCAAGUGACACUCGUCAGGGCCGCAGUGAGAGACGGGCCAUCCCUAGAAAGCGGGACUUUGCCAGCGAAGCCCCCACAGCUCCUCUCUCAGAUGCUUGUCCCCUGUCUCCACACCGAAGAGCCAAGUCAUUGGACAGGAGGUCCACAGAAUCCUCCAUGACGCCUGACCUGCUGAAUUUCAAGAAAGGCUGGCUAACCAAGCAGUAUGAGGAUGGCCAGUGGAAGAAACACUGGUUUGUCCUGGCAGAUCAGAGCCUGAGAUACUACAGGGAUUCCGUGGCUGAGGAGGCAGCUGACCUAGAUGGAGAAAUUGACUUGUCCACUUGCUAUGAUGUCACUGAGUAUCCAGUCCAGAGAAACUAUGGCUUUCAGAUACAUACCAAGGAGGGUGAGUUUACCCUGUCAGCCAUGACAUCUGGCAUACGACGAAACUGGAUCCAGACCAUUAUGAAACAUGUGCUCCCAACAUCUGCCCCAGAUGUGACCAGCUCAUUGCCUGAGGGAAAGAAUAAAAGCACAUCUUUUGAGACCUGCUCAAGGCCAAAUGAGAAGCAAGAAGCUGAGCCAGGAGAGCCAGAUCCUGAGCAGAAGAAGAGCCGUGCUCGAGAGCGGAGGCGGGAGGGUCGCUCCAAGACCUUUGACUGGGCUGAAUUCCGCCCCAUCCAACAGGCUCUGGCUCAAGAAAGGGCCAGCACUGUUGGGUCUUCUGAUUCUGGUGACCCUGGGUGUCUUGAAACCGAGUCAGGUGAGCUGGAGCGUGAACGAGCUCGUCGUCGAGAGGAGCGCCGCAAGCGCUUUGGGAUGCUGGACACCAGUGAUGGGCCAGCGAUGGAGGACACCGCCCUGCGUAUGGACAUUGACCGGAGCCCGGGGCUGCUAGGAACCCCUGACCUCAAGACACAGAAUGUCCACGUGGAAAUUGAGCAGCGGUGGCACCAAGUGGAGACCACCCCUCUCAGGGAGGAGAAACAGGUGCCCAUUGCCCCUCUGCACCUAUCCUUGGAGGACAGAAGUGAUCGGCUCUCCACACAUGAGCUCACCUCUCUGCUAGAGAAGGAGCUGGAGCAGAGCCAGAAAGAAGCCUCGGAUCUUCUAGAGCAGAACCGGCUUCUGCAGGACCAGUUGAGGGUGGCCCUGGGCAGAGAGCAGAGUGCCCGGGAGGGCUAUGUGCUGCAGACUGAAGUGGCCACCUCUCCAUCGGGUGCCUGGCAGAGGCUCCAUAGAGUCAACCAAGACCUCCAAAGUGAGCUGGAAGCUCAGUGCCGGCGGCAGGCGCUCAUCACACAGCAGAUUCAGACUCUGAAACAUAGCUAUGGGGAGGCCAAGGAUGCAAUCCGGCACCAUGAGGCUGAGAUUCAGACCCUGCAAACAAGACUUAGUAAUGCUGCUGCAGAGCUAGCCAUUAAAGAGCAGGCUCUAGCCAAGCUCAAGGGUGAGCUGAAGCUGGAGCAGGGCAAGGUUCGAGAGCAGCUGGAGGAGUGGCAGCACAGCAAGGCCAUGCUGAGUGGCCAGCUGAGGGCCAGUGAGCAGAAACUCAAAAGUACAGAAGCCCUGCUGUUAGAGAAGACACAGGAACUCAGGGACCUGGAAACACAACAGGCAUUGCAACGAGACCGACAGAAGGAGGUGCAGAGGCUGCAAGAAUGUAUUGCUGAGCUCAGCCAACAGCUCGGUACCAGUGAGCAAGCCCAGCGUCUGAUGGAGAAGAAGUUGAAGAGGAACUAUACAUUGUUGCUGGAGAGCUGUGAGCAGGAAAAGCAGGCACUGUUGCAGAACCUCAAGGAAGUCGAGGACAAGGCCAGUGCCUAUGAGGAUCAGCUACAAGGCCACAUGCAGCAGGUGGAGGCCCUCCAGAAAGAGAAGCUGAGUGAAACAUGCAAAGGCAGUGAGCAGGUACACAAGCUAGAGGAAGAGCUGGAGGCCCGAGAGGCCAGCAUCCGCCAAUUAGCCCAGCAUGUACAGAGCCUCCAUGAUGAACGGGAUCUCAUCAAGCAUCAGUUUCAAGAGCUCAUGGAACGUGUGGCCACAUCCGAUGGGGAUGUGGCUGAGCUCCAAGAGAAGUUGAGGGGAAGGGAAGCUGACUACCAGAACCUUGAGCACUCACACCACAGGGUCUCUAUCCAGCUACAGAGCGUGCGCACUCUGCUGAGAGAAAAGGAAGAGGAGCUGAAGCACAUUAAGGAAGCACAUGAGAGAGUUCUGGAAAAGAAAGACCAAGACCUCAAUGAGGCUUUAGUUAAAAUGAUUGCCUUGGGCAGCAGCUUAGAGGAAACAGAAAUUAAGCUGCAGGAAAAGGAAGAGUGUCUAAGGAGAUUUGUGAGUGAUUCUCCAAAGGAUGCCAAAGAGCCUCACAGUACCACAGACCCAACAGAGGACGACAGUGGCAUUUUGCCCUUAGGCUCAGUCACCAGAGUAUUUCCUGGCUUUCCCCACUCACAACCAGAGGAUGAAGAUCCAAGUACUGGCCUGGGGGAUGAGGGUAGCAGUGGUAGCCUCAGCAAAGAGGAAAACAUCAUACCCCCAAAGUCAGCCGAUAUGCCUGACAGGGAGGGGCAUCUGCAAAGCACAUCUAAGUCUGAUCAGGGAGCACCUGUAAAAAGGCCAAGAAUCAGGUUCUCCACAAUCCAGUGUCAAAGAUACAUACACCCUGAAGGGUGUGCAAAGGCCUGGACUAGCAGCACAUCAUCAGACACCAGCCAGGACCAGUCACCCUCAGAGGAUAGUGUGUCCUCAGAAGCUACCCCUAGCACACUCCCAGCAGCUGCAGAUGCUGAAACGUACAUCUCUAUAAUCCACUCUCUGGAGACGAAGCUCUAUGUCACAGAGGAGAAACUCAAAGAUGUGACUGUGAGGCUAGAAAGCCAGCAGGGGCAGAGUCAGGAGGCAUUGCUUGCACUGCACCAGCAGUGGGCUGGCACUGAGGCACAGUUGCGGGAGCAGCUCCGUGCCAGCCUGCUGCAGGCUAGCGCUCUGGCCUCUCAGCUAGAGCAGGAAAGACAACAGAAGGCCACAAACAUUGAGCAUCACCCUGGGGAGCUGGAAGACUUCCAAGCCAAAAAUAGCCAAGCCCUGACAUGCUUAGAAAACUGCUGGAAAAAGCUAAGGUCUUUGCCAUGGGCCGACCAGGAGGAGGGCCAGGAUGCAUGUGCAGCCUCCCUGGCUAACAUAGAGAGUAUGCUUGUGAGUGCUAUCAAGGCCCUUCAACCAUGGGCUUCCCCUGCAGAGAGCAGGACACAGGCUGAGCAAGAGAAGGGGCAACCCAUGGAAAGUGGCAUGGCAGCCCCUGUGCAGCAGUCCUGUCAGCCUAUCUUGAAUGAGCAGGAGCACAGGAAGCUUCUUUCUGCUCAGAUAGUCCUGGAGGCCUCACUCAUCAACAAGAUAGCUGAUUCUCUAAAAAAUACCACUUCAGAUGUAUAUGGUGUUCUCUGUGAGCUUACUCAGUCAGGGGAGUGGCCACUGAAGGAAGAAGGUGCUGCCCCCUCUGCUGGGGCUUCAAUGGAGAUCUGGGCCAAGAAGGUACUGGUGAAUGGUGAGUUCUGGAGCCAGGUCGAGUCGCUAAGUAAACACCUAGGGACACUGGGAGAAGAAACAGCCUGCACAUCAGGAGACAGGCAGCAGCAUACUCCCCAGAGUCUGGCUGAUGCCACAUGGAUUCGUGCAGAGCUCAGCUAUGCCACACAAUCAGUAAGAGAAGUGUUUCACCAUAGGCUGCAGAGCAUACAGGAGACCCUACAGGGGACCCAGGCAGCCCUACAGCAGCACAAGUGCAUGUUGGGAGAAAUCUUGGGAGCCUACCAAACCCCAGACUUUGAAAGAAUAAUACAGCAGAUCUUAGAAACCCUCAGGCAUCCAACUGGCAGGGAGGACCAGGUACAGACAUCCUGGGAUCAGAGCCCAUUAGGAGAGGUACUGAGGCCAGGCACAGAUGGCUCCCAAGAACCUUUGCAGGCUUUGCAUCAGAGCCCCGAAGUCCUUGCUGCCAUUCAGGAUGAGCUAGCCCAGCAGCUGAGAGAAAAGGCUAGCAUCCUUGAGGAGAUUUCAGCUGCCUUGCCAGUCUUGCCUCCCACAGAGCCACUUGGGGAUUGCCAGAGGCUUCUGCGGAUGUCCCAACAUCUCUCAUAUGAUGCUUGUCUAGAGGGCCUUGGUCAGUAUUCUUCAUUACUGGUUCAAGACGCAAUUAUUCAGGCUCAAGUGUGCUAUGCAGCGUGCAGAAUUCGGCUGGAGUAUGAAAAGGAGCUGAGAUUUUACAAGAAGGCCUAUCAGGAGGCUAGGGGAGCUUCUUGCCAGAACCGUGCACAAGCAGUUGGGGCCCUGAAGGAAGAAUAUGAAGAACUUCUCCACAAGCAGAAGAGUGAGUACCAGAAGGUUAUCGCCCUCAUUGAAAAAGAAAACACUGAGCUCAAGGCCAAAGUGAGCCAGAUGGACCAUCAGCAGAGAUGUCUACAAGAAGCAGAAAGCAAACACAGUGAGAGCAUGUUUGCCCUACAGGGCAGGUAUGAGGAAGAGAUCAGGUGCAUGGUGGAGCAGCUGAGCCACACUGAAAAUACACUGCAGGCUGAGCGUAGCCGGGUUCUCAGCCAGCUAGACGCCUCAGUCAAAGACAGGCAGGCCAUGGAACAGCAUCAUGUGCAGCAAAUGAAGAUGCUGGAGGACAGGUUCCAGCUGAAGGUCCGGGAGCUGCAGGCUGUUCAUCAGGAGGAACUGAGGGCCUUGCAGGAACAUUACAUAUGGAGCCUGCGGGGAGCCCUCAGCCUCUGCCAACCUUCACACCCAGCCCCUGGGUCAUCUGAGUCCAGAGCUGUGCCAGCAGCUAAGGAUGAGGCCGAGUCCAUGACUGGGCUGCGAGAACGUAUCCAGGAGCUGGAAGCCCAAAUGGGUGUCAUGCGAGAGGAGCUGGGCCACAAAGAGCUGGAGGGUGAUGUGGCUGCCCUGCAGGAGAAGUACCAGCGGGACUUUGAGAGCCUCAAGGCUACAUGUGAGAGAGGCUUUGCUGCCAUGGAAGAGACACAUCAGAAGAAGAUUGAAGAUCUACAGAGGCAACACCAACGGGAGCUAGAAAAGCUGCGGGAGGAAAAAGACCGCCUCCUGGCUGAGGAAACAGCUGCCACCAUAUCAGCCAUUGAAGCCAUGAAGAAUGCUCACCGAGAGGAGAUGGAACGCGAGUUAGAGAAGAGCCAGCGGUCUCAGAUCAGCAGCAUCAAUUCAGACAUAGAAGCCCUGAGGCGACAGUACCUGGAGGAGCUACAGUCAGUGCAGCGGGAGCUGGAGGUCCUUUCAGAGCAGUACUCCCAGAAGUGCCUGGAGAAUGCACACCUAGCCCAGGCACUGGAGGCCGAGCGGCAGGCCCUGCGGCAAUGCCAGCGUGAGAACCAGGAACUCAACGCCCACAACCAGGAGCUGAAUAACCGCCUGGCUGCGGAGAUCACACGGUUGCGGACACUACUGACUGGAGACGGUGGCGGGGAGUCCACUGGAUUGCCGCUCACACAGGGCAAGGAUGCCUAUGAGUUAGAGGUCUUAUUGCGGGUCAAAGAGUCAGAAAUUCAAUACCUGAAACAGGAGAUCAGCUCCCUCAAGGAUGAACUCCAGACAGCCCUGCGGGAUAAGAAGUAUGCUAGUGACAAGUACAAAGACAUCUACACAGAGCUCAGCAUUGCGAAGGCCAAGGCUGACUGCGACAUCAGCAGGCUGAAGGAGCAGCUGAAAGCAGCCACAGAGGCAUUGGGCGAGAAAUCUCCUGAAGGCACUACUGUGUCAGGAUAUGAUAUAAUGAAAUCUAAGAGCAAUCCUGACUUCCUGAAGAAAGAUAGAUCCUGUGUUACCCGGCAACUCAGAAACAUCAGGUCCAAGAGUCUGAAGGAAGGCCUGACGGUGCAGGAGCGCUUGAAGCUCUUUGAAUCCAGGGACUUGAAGAAAGAUUAGCUGCAUCCAUUCCACUGACAUCCUUCCCAGCUGGUGGCAGCACAAGCCAAGUGUGGCUUUCAUCUCCAUCUGUGCUUUCUCAUUGUUGCUGUCAUUAACUGUGGGUAUGGAUGCAUGAGAGACUGCUGUGGGGUGUUUGCUCCAUUCCCUCCCUGUUAAUUCCAACUUCCUGUUGUCUUUAUCACAGCUUUUUUCCCCAUGGUAUUCUCAGAUUAGUCACGCGCAAGCAGUAGAGUGGGGAGGUUUCCCCACUGAUACCUGAGCAAGCCCCCUUGUCCUCCCAGCACACUCACUGUCAGUAUUAAGGCACAGCAGCCUGUUAAUAAGCUAGCCCUGCCUCAGAGUGCACAUGUGGGGACCUGCCAGUGGCUCUGCUCUGCUGCACACAGUGGAGCACCACCCUUGCUGGUCAGAACAGAGCCACCGAACAUUCUAGGCUGGCCUGGUUUCUGAAGGGCCUAGGAUAGUGUCCAGCCUGGCCCACUUCCUUUUGAUGUGGGAGGAGGACAGCAUCUUGUAUUUGGCCCACUAAUGCAGCUUAGAACCAUACCCAGAUAAUCCUGGCAAAUCUUUCACAACCUGGAAAAUGUUGAAAGCAACCAUUCCUAUUUUGGUUUUUUAUUAAAUCUUGCACAAAAGCCCCGACCCCUCUCAUUCCUUCCUCCGCUCGUGCCUCUCUUGCUGUGCUAAUCCUGGUCUUCUGGUGGCCAGGAAGAAUGACUUGCAGCCUGAAGCUUCAGACUUGUCAAGUGUGAUGGAGCCUCCUCAAGGUCACCUAGAGGAAACAUGGCUGGGUUUUAAUCUGUCUGAAAAGAAUAUUGCUUGGGGAAGGGUGAGGAGCAGACCGUGUGUGAGACAGACUAUCAGGACUAGUGAAAACAGCAGCAUGUGCUCAGGACUCUGAUCUGUCUGGGCUCUGGAAGGUUCCCUUGAAUUGUCUGCUUCUCAUGGAGCCAUUGACAGGGAGCCUGUGCUAAUUUUGCUUUUCUAGCUGCUGAGUAGGACCUUUCUAACUGCUCAAAGCAUUCUACAGCAUUUACUUGGAAAAAAAAAUUAUUUCUAUUCUAAUAAGCAUUCAUACUGUAAGACGCAGCACACAAGAGGCCCCGUGUCAAAUGGAGAGUCAGUGGCCUCACAACUAAGAUUCACGUCCUGGCUUGUUAGUGUUAAGUGGGUUGGAUGGUCUCUGAGUAUACACAUUGAACCCAUGAGUCCCCAAAUGGUUCUACAUGAGUUGAGGUUCAAGGUCAUUCACAGUGUCUAGCUGGCCUAAUGAUAGGCAGGUCGAAAUUUUAAGAUAAUGGAUUUGUGACAUACCAAAGUGUGCCCCUGACCAGCAGACAAGCCCUGGGCCUCCCCUUUUUUACAAGUUUUUAAGUUGUACACUGGCACAUGCUCAGUGACCAUUUAUGUUUUGGGUAUUAUGGGCAAGUCAGAUCUGUUAAGAUGAGCAGCUGUUGCCGGGCAGUGGUGGCGCACGCCUUUAAUCCCAGCACUUGGGAGGCAGAGGCAGGCGGAUUUCUGAGUUCGAGGCCAGCCUGGUCUACAGAAUGAGUUACAGGACAGCCAGGGCUACACAGAGAAACCCUGUCUCUUGAGCUCAGAGUGGGCUGGCCUUCAGGAGCUGUAGUUCUGGGUUGAGGACUCCUGUUCUCUCUCUUUGAGAGGCUGCCCUUGGGACCCUCUAGCCCCAUUGCAAUUGUGGUUCCUGCAAUGCUACAAAGAGCCUGCUGAAGAUGCCAAGCCUAGCAUUCAAAAGGACAUUUGAUCUUUUGCUCUUCACCUCAGAAUCCUGAGCUUUGCUAAAAAUACAAGUACCUGGGCGUCAGAAGCAAGGGCUAGGAGACAGGCAUGCUGCACUUAAUCUGUCACUCAAGGCUCUUACUCCAGGCUUAUUUUUGCUGUGAUAUAGCACACCACACUGCUCCAGGGCUUGGUUUCAUGUGUGAGUAUUUGAUUAUGUUGGCCAAAUGCUGAAUUGGUACAGGACAGAGAUUCCUGGAUCAUCUCCCACUGUCCAAGCCAGGCUGAACAGUAAUGUGUGGAUCAGGGUGAAUCUUGAGUUUCUUGGUGGUGACACUUCUGGCUUCUGGCAAAAGUGAACCAAACAAGCAGCUGGCCUUCCUGAGUCCCUGAUGGCCAUGCAGGCCCACUGCAGCAGUUUACUUUGGACUGACACAUGUCCUCUGUCCAUUCCCUUCCCGCACUCCCCGAGCCAGGUUCACUUUUUUGCCUGACCUCCCUACAGGCUUCCCAUCCCCUGGAAAGAAGCUGAAGCUGGUGUAUUCAGAGAAGACGUAUCCAAUGUGCAGGUGGAGUUGGUCCAGGCAUAUGUAGAAGAGAAUGCUUGGCUGAGGAUGGGUAGUAUAGAUCAAGAAGUCACAGGCUGCUCCCAGUCCAGUCGGUGGGCAUGCUUUCUUUCCCCACUUGAUGAUAGGAACAGAAUUUUAUUUUCCCAUAAAUACACAUUUGUGAUCUGCCAGCAUCUAGAAGCAAACUGCUAUUACAGGGAACAUACCUGACUUCAUUUGACAGCAAAUGUAAACAUGCUUAAAUUACAUCAUGCUUGUGUGGUGCCUAGCACCAGAGCAAAGAACACAUUUGUCACACAGGGCUACUGGCUGCACCUUUUCCAGUAUGGUUGUGGCCACAAUGCCAGGACCAUGAGAGGAAGCCAGAGACCCAUGAAGUAGGGAAUUACCAGAGGGAAGAAUGCCGGGAAUGUGUGGAUUCACUGAGUGAAAGCAAAGGUCAGGGUUGACCUCCACUGGAUCCAGCAUAACACUGAACUGGGCGUAGUGGUUUAUGUCUAUACUCCCACCACUUGAGGCUCCAAAGUACCAGGUCAGUCUGGACUAUAUAGCAAGACUGUGUCAAAAUACAGGUGAGCUAAGGGGAGAUAUAUAGAUAUAUAUAAAAGUAAAUCUGGGUUCAACCACAGCACUACAGAGAGCACACUUGUGGUCUCUGGAACAUUUGUUCAAAAGGAGCCUGAGGGAUUUGACUAGGAAACAAACCAGGUGUGAAAGAUAUUUGAUUGUGUACUACUAUUAACUUCCCUACAGGGGGAGAUGGUGCACUGACUUAUUUUUACCCUGGAAAUGCAGAGAACUAAGCAGACUCCUCACUGCAGACACCUAGCUGGUGCUGAGGGAAGUAGCUGGAUAGCACACAGCCUAUACUGUGUUGUGUGAACCUGGGCAUUAGCUCAGAUUCCUGCAGGCCUGUCCAAAAGUGGUCUUUCUCCUGACCUCCACCUAUGCCCUGGCUCUCAAAGAUAAGCUGGAUAAGCACCUAGAGGCCCUAUGCAGCCUUCCCACUCAUGCCAUACUCCAUGUCAGUACCCAAUACAAGCUGCACACCAAAGUCUGCUGGCAGCUACAGGUACAAACAGUCCCCAGAUGCAUAGUAACACCCAAACCCCAGACUCUGCUGGUGGAGGAACAGUAAUUACCUCUUGGCUGAUUGUCCUGCACCUGCUAUGCAAGAGGGUUAGCUGUGCUUGCUAUGCUGUAAAGAGGACAUCACCUAUUAAGCUACAUAGAGACUGUCAGUGUAGGGGCUCAAAGCCUUUUUCACAGGAACUCCCAGCAUACUACAGGAUAGCCUGUGGCCCUGCACUUCACUUGCUCAGCCUUUUCUGUAUAUCAGAGCAAGUAAUGUUAAGUAUUUCUAAGACAUGGCACAGGGAUUUUUGUGCAAAGUUUGUGUGAGUUUUUACCCCUUUUGAAGGUAUAGAAAGGCAGCGUUCAGUGCAAAUCCCUCUCAAAUAUCAAGACCGUUAGUUAGCUAGGCAUGGUAGCUCACACAUUUAAUUAGCACUUGGGAAGCAGAGGCAGGCUAAGUUCAAGACCAAUCUGGUCUACAAAGAGAGUUCUAAAAGAACCAGGGUUACACAGCAAAACCCUGUCUAAAAAUAAAACAACAAAAACCGACUAUAUUAAUAAGUAAUGUCUUUUAACGUUUUGGUUACUCAACAGACUCUGAAGAGUGUAUCCUUACCCACACUCCUGGCAAGCCCUAAUUCUUGUUUAAAGUAUUCUGUGAGACUUGCAUGGAGCCACUCAAGGAAAACCAGUAAUAAGGAGGGACUUUCAGCACCCUGCCCUCAGGUUUCUCAGGGUGUUUUUGUUAGAACUGGCUAGAAGCAUAGGCUGCUUCGGGUCCAAGUGCCCAGUUCUGACAACUGCGGGGCUGGACUUGUAUGCAGAGCAGUCCAGCUACCCUGUCUCUAGCUGCCCGACUAUAUAGCAUGAGAUUCCAGGUAGCUCCAUGGCUGUAUUUCUGUACUGGUAAGGAGCUAGCCCAUCAGUAGAGCUAAAAAUGGGACAGUCCAAAACGGAAGGAUUUGAGGGCCUCUCCAGUUUCCCAUGAGUCACAGGUUAGCCUGGAGCAGCUUCCAUUGUGGGGCAGGACUCCAUAGCCAGCAUCUGCCUUAAAGAGAGGCACCAUUGUUAAGAGUCCUAGCCAGUCCACUCCAGCUUGUCAUAGUAGACAUGCCAUUGGCUCAUCUCUCCUCUAGAAGUCAGUCAAACCACACAUCUAAUUUUAUCUUAGCAAGGUAGAUUGUAAAGAACACUAAAUUGACUAUUUUUUGUUUCUGUCACAAACUUUGAUUUAAAUGGAUUUUAAAAAUCAUUUUAAGAUUCACCUUCAGUAUUAAUGCUUAAUUCCAGGAUCCAAAACCAGUUCUGUGGUUACUAACCGAUGUGGCUUUCUGUAGGUAUGCUGUGUAGAAUAUUAAGAACCCCAGUCACAGUGGCUCCUUGACAAUCAGAACUCUAGGUGACCUUCCAUUACUGCUGCUUGACUGGGGAUGGGGGUGGGGUGAGCGUGUGUGAACAGGGUACCUGGCAGGGCCUCUUCACUACAGCGCGACAGAAACAGGCUUGUACCAUCUCACCUGCUAUUUAGGUAUUUUGUUGUGAUACAAUCAGUCCAGUUGCCAGACUAAAAGAAAGCGGAGCCUCACUGAGCCAGACAGGCUUCAAGCACAGCUUCUCAGAGCCAGUUUAGGCUUCCUGUAUAUGCACAGGGUGUGGCUUCCUGCAGAUAAAGUGUCCCCCAACUCCUCCUUCAAGAUUUUAUGGUUCAGUGUAAGGCAUUUCCUACAAAGUUUGUCAUCAGGUUCACUACAAUUGAAAUGUUAAUUUGUAGAAAUAUUUAUUCCUUUGUGUGACAAGCUAGAGUCCUUGGCUGUAGCUAACCAUUUUUAUUGUGUAAAUACUGCUUGGUUUUACAUGAACUGUAUCAUAAUAAACUAUUUUUGCAUUGCCCUCUCCA
Molecule: messenger RNA, 12619 nt
Organism: Grammomys surdaster
Lineage: Eukaryota; Metazoa; Chordata; Mammalia; Rodentia; Muridae
Gene: Mprip
Product: myosin phosphatase Rho interacting protein
Exons: 24
Coding region: 74-7336 (2420 amino acids)
Biological process (GO): actin filament organization
Cellular component (GO): actin cytoskeleton
Molecular function (GO): actin filament binding
Source: RefSeq, a predicted model, not a curated record